Molecule: messenger RNA, 3133 nt
Organism: Lepisosteus oculatus (spotted gar)
Lineage: Eukaryota; Metazoa; Chordata; Actinopteri; Semionotiformes; Lepisosteidae
Source: RefSeq, a predicted model, not a curated record
AACAGCUGAAACUGCAACCUGAUCCUGUGGGAGUUUUUUUUUUUCCUUUUAGCGCUGCUACCCCGCUGCCCUCAGUCAUGCUCGCUUGUGUUUGUUCAGACAGGGGGUGAGAGUCGAGGAGUGAGUACUGGAGAGGCUUUUCUGCUUCAGAAACGGCUUUACGGUGUAACCGAGAAAUGGGAGAGGGGAUAACGUCUGUGAAGUGACUGCAACAACCAAACUAGCAAAAAAAAAAAACUGCUCGUUCUUGGAUACUUGGAGAUAUCAUUCCGUCUGUUCAGAAUAUGGAAACCAUGGAUCCAAUAACAAAGUGGUCCCCUAUUCAGGUUGUGGAGUGGAUGAAAGGCCUGGACGACAGCCUUCAACAGUACGUCCACAACUUCGAGCGGGAGAAGAUCAGUGGGGAGCAGCUGCUGAAGAUCACUCACCAGGACCUGGAGGAGCUGGGCGUGACGAGAAUUGGGCACCAGGAGCUUGUCCUGGAGGCAGUGGAUCUGCUUUGUGCUCUGAACUACGGGCUCGAAACCAGCAACCUGAAGGACCUGGUGGCGAAGAUGAGGGCCUCGGCCAACAACCUCCAGAACUCCACCGCCAGUCGGAGGAGGAGCCCCGCGUACGACGGCACGGCCUCGCGCAAGCCCCCCAACGAGUUCCUCACCUCCGUCGUGGAGCUCAUAGGGACCGCCAAGGCUCUGCUGGCAUGGCUGGACAGGACACCCCUGACAGGGAUCAGUGACUUCUCCUCCACAAAGAACAAAAUCAUUCAACUGUGCCUCGAUCUAACAACCACAGUUCAAAAGGAUUGCACGGUUUAUGAAAUGGAAGAAACAAUCCUUGAAGUUUCCAAGGUCCUGAAUGGAAUUUGUGACCAGACCAUGAGGACUACCUCUGAUCCUUUCAUGAGCCAAUGUGCCUGUCUGGAGGAGGUACAGCUGACCAACAUCAGGCCUGGGGAAGGACUGGGCAUGUACAUUAAAUCAACCUACGAUGGGCUCCAUGUGAUUACGGGGACCACAGAAAACUCUCCAGCUGACAGGACACGCAAGAUACAUGCUGGGGAUGAAGUCAUUCAAGUCAAUCAGCAGACUGUGGUUGGCUGGCAGCUGAAGAACCUGGUGGGCAAGCUCCGCGAGGAUCCCGCGGGCGUCGUGCUCCUGCUGAAGAAGAGGCCCGCGAGCACCACGGGCUUCAUGCCCGCGCCUCUGAAGAACAUGCGGUGGAAGCCCCCUCUGGUACAGACGGGCUCUCCCCUGACCAAGGCCCUGUCUCCUGAAAGCGCUAUGGAUUCGCCUAUCAAGAAGGAGAAGCCCGCCAUUCUGGACCUGUACAUCCCACCCCCACCUGCCGUUCCUUACACUCCCCGUGAUGUGAAAGGCCACAAGUACGCAGGCGUCACGGCACGACCGAAGGGCUCGGAGUCGCCCAACUCCUUCCUGGACCUGGAAAGCCGGCGUCGCUUCACCAUCGCCGAUUACGAGCAGCUGGGCGUCUGUCCGGCCGGGGCGCCCGCGCUCCCCGCGAGGAUGCGCGAGAGGACCUCCUCGCACGGGAAACCUCGACCGCUGUCCAUGCCGGUGGAUGGGAGCUGCCUGGGGCCGAUGGAUAAUUGCUCGAAGCCUUGGACAGCAGGGAGAAAAGGAGAAGAUGCCUUGUACAGAUAUAUGAGCAACGAGCGGAUCCCACCCAUCAUAGAAGAAAGCCCCUCUGUUCACCAGCUCUACAGACCGGCCACUGACAGGCAUUUAAUUCGGGCAGCAGAUCACUUCAGGGGCAGCAGAUACUUUACGAACGCAGACCUUCACAAUAGCGCCACCAUUCCUUACCAGGAAGACUCGCCUAAAAAGAGCCCAGGCUCUUCCUCCUCCUCCUCCUCCAGGACAGCCUCAGCGGAACCCUCUCUACUGGUCAGUUGGAUCACAAGACUUAAGCUAUUGACUCACUGAGUGUUUUGCCUGUCGGAGUCCCCUGUCAGUCUGGGUGCCUUUGUUGUGCUGUCCAUACGUCCGUUCCUCACGUUCAGUAUUAUGACCCAGUGCUGGACUGGUCUUGUAGAACUCCUGCGCAUUUCUGUUUCCCCCCCCCCAACAAGCAUUUCAGUGUUCCUCACCCUCUUUCAGAAGAGCUGAUGCAAUAGGAAGCGUAUUGUGAAUUCUCGGGGUUUUGCCAGUAUGGCUUCAAAAAGUGUUAGGAGGCAGCUGAGAGGGUCUGCCUGUGCGUUUUUGUUAUUUGUGCUCACUGAAAAGAAAAUAAUUCAGGUCUAGGAAAGAACAGCUUUGCUUUUGUAAACUUAUCUCCCAUCUGUAUAAUUAAGUUAUUUAUAAUGAUGAUUUUGUUAAUCUUUCCUGUACAGCUAUUUUGAUUUUCACUUGCCAAAGCGUUUUGAUCUUUUUUUGGAUUUCUGUACAUCACUCGGUAGUUGUACCAUAUUAAGCUAACUCUCAGAAAGGUUACUGUACAAAAAAAAAAACUGUGCUUUCAUAUUCUUCCCUUUUUAUAUUUAAGUAUAGUUGUGUGUUUCUUUUCAAGGUGUUUUCUGUUCCAUUUGUUGAAAGUUACAAACUGCCAAUGGUUGCCUCUCAUAAAGGAAACGCGUUAAGGAAAAGGGUGUGCAGUUACUGUCAGUCCUUCCUCAACACACCAUCCAGCCCUGUAGUUGUGUUUAAGUCUUUAGGGGACUAGUUCUUUUUCUUUCUACUUUGAUGUGCUGAGGUCAGACGAAGACUGAAAAGAGUUCGCCUCUGUCUUUAGUUUCCUCUGCGUUUCAGAUAUUAUGUCUCUUGUGCGUUUCCUGUCACAGUGCGAGAAAUGCUCUCUACUCUCAGUGGCCUUGGUCCCAUGGCUGAAAGUGCAGGCAGGCAGAGAUAUUUGGGUUAUUUCUGAUAGGACACCUGUAUAUCACUGACAUGCCUGGUAAACCUCAGGAGAUUAACCUCCCUAGCAAUAUGCCUUGCCUUCUAAUACUUCCAGAGAUCUUGCGUACAGAGUACAGGUAGUUGAUGUAAAGUAUUACAAGAAUUCAUCAACAGUGUUAAAAGUUCCACAUUAAGGACCUGUAAAAUGAUCCAUUGUAUCUAAACUGUCUUUGUAACAUCAUUGAAAAUAGUUUAUUAAAGGUGCAGCUGAUCACAGUGUU